Molecule: messenger RNA, 644 nt
Organism: Drosophila kikkawai
Lineage: Eukaryota; Metazoa; Arthropoda; Insecta; Diptera; Drosophilidae
Source: RefSeq, a predicted model, not a curated record
GUCAAUAUUGGACUUUCGUUUGUAUUUUCCCUUGUUUGUGUGUUGCACGUUCCUUUGAUUUUUGUUCUCAAAUAAUUAAUAAAAUUUUGCUUGUUAAUUCCAAACUCUUGCAAAAUGUCUCAGAGUCGCAUUAAUGUGUUUGUGCCACCGAUCAACAAUUUUCCUGAGCUCAUACUGGGCGGCUAUGCGCUGAAGGAUCGCGUACAGGUUCUGCCCCAGGGUCAGGGGCAGGGUCAGAACCAGGGCCAAAGGAGCAAGUCCAAGCCAAGUUCCACCGAGCCCCUCGAAGAGCGGGAGCUGCAAUAUCUAUACGUUAUUGAUAGCCAAGGCCGCCUCCUAGAGCACAUGCGCUACUCUGGCGACUAUCGUGUGGCCCUCAGGGAGGCCUUCGCCUCGGAGAAUAUAGUACCUAGCAAGAUCGCGCUGAAUUCGCAAGCCCAGUCGGAUCUGAAGAGAGAGCCAUCGACCUCCAAUACCGUACUGACCCAGACUCAGACUCAGUUCCAGUUCAAGUUACAGUCCCAGUCCCAGUCUCAGGCCCAGGAGUUGCAGUGAUCACAAGAAGGAAGAUGACCGAAGAACGAUGGACAUAGUUUAUUAUUCAAAUUGAUCAGUAAAUACAAAAUCUAGUUUCAAAUCGGAAA